UCACCAGCUUUCAGUGAAUGAGUAAACUAGUGAUUUAGCAAAAAGUGGUUGGCAAGGGCUGCUGCUUAAGCACCGCUAGUAAGAGGGAAUUGAGAGAUGUAUAUAAACAUCAUAGAGAAAGAAGUCCGCGGAAGCGGCUGAAGCAGAACAAAGUGAAGUGGGAAGGAAGAGGGCGAUACUAUUGCUGCUAAUGCUGAGUGCCUGAAUGACGGCUGACUUGCUCGCUAAGUGAGUGAGUGAUUCGCGACGACGACGACGACGGUGGCGGCGGCGGCGGAAGGAUGACGAUGGGAUCUGCUCCUACUGCUGCUGCUGCUGCUGGUUCAAUUACCACGGCUUCUGUAGCUCUAGCUGUUGUACUUCAGGCCGCUAUCGCUCUAUAUGCUACUGUUGUUUCCGUCGCAGGAGCGACGUUGUUGGGCUCAACCGCCAGCAUCACCAUCAGGAGCCCCACUGGAGCCGUCGGAGCCUCGGUCGGCCCCACCACUGCUGCUGCCACAACCGUCACGUUGCUGUGACACCAGCCGACCAAAAGAACAGCGACAGGCAAGAAGCAAAUUACCCCACCACGGGCAUCUCGAACUGACUCGAGGUCCACCACGAGCACGAGCGCAAGCAGCACCGCUGCCGGCGUAUUCAGUAUAUCUUCGUAGUAAGAAAAGCGAUUUCAAUAGCGUGAAGUAGUGCUGGUGUUGUUAGAGAGUGUCUGCGUGAAUGCGUGUACGUGUGGGUGUGCAUGUGAGUGGUAUCGAGCUGCAGAAGGUAAAGAAGUGCUUUUAGCUAAUCGUUGAAUGUUCGCCGUCGUCUUUUAAGUAUGUGAGUUACAAACGCCGCUUUUUCUACCCGUCGUGGGGAACGGCCAUAGUCGACGGCAGCAUACAGCAGCGGCGGAGGUGAAGGCAGCAGCAUCAAUCAGUGGAGAUUAAUGAUACUAAUAAUAAUAACAAUAAUAACAAUAUUGAUAUCGCUACCAAAAAAAGGACUAGUAGCUGUAGGCCCCAUAGGAACAGAAGCAGCAACAGAAACGAUUGUUGUUGUUGUUGUUGUUGUUGUUGUUGUUGUAGUUGUAGUAGUAGUAGUAGUAGUAGUAGUUCCCUUCUUCUUAUGUGCUACGCGCUAUCGCUGCCACUGCGUGUGGCGGCAUCCUUACCCCCUCCCGCUGCUGCUGCUGCUGCUUCCGCCGCCGUUGCUCCGUUGUGCUCUAUGCCGUUGCCGUCGCUGUUCAAAACAAAGUCGAGUCAUAAAAUUAGUCAAAACUCGCCUCAACUUGUGAUAUUGGUGGGGUUCGUCGAUCUCGUGGUGGAGUUCACCUCGGUGUGCAGGAAUGACCGUGAGGGAUGUGUAGAUGAACGGGUCGUCGAUGCAGAUGGGACUCAUAGAAGUAGCUGUGAUGCCAACUAUAGGCACGAAACUUACGGUGACAAUUAUGAUGAAGACGAAGACGAUGGUGAAGGUGGCGAUGUUGUUGUUGUUGAUGAGUGGCUUCAGUAGUGAAAAUGAUGAUGUUGAUAGAGGUGUGAUGAUGCGGAAGUGUGCACAACGGUGGUGUGUGCAUGGUUGAUGGGUCAAAACGGGAGGCGGCCGGGGAAAAAGAGUGCUCCUGUUGCUGCUGCUGGAUAGGCGAAGACCGGCCAGCCGGACGAAGGACAGAAUCGGCCUCUGGCCUGGAAGGCUCGACCGGUGUGCGCUUUCUUGGAUGGUUGGUGCUGAUGCGUGGUGACUACCACAGAGUGCUCUUCGCUUAAAGGAGCAGGUGUGGCCCACGACGCCAGAUAUUAAGAAUGUCGAUGGGGAGUUUGGGCAGUCGGGGUGCCGCUUUCCUCAAGGCUGCAUUGGCGGCCGCGGGAGCAGGAGGCGGCAAAGGUAGCUCCGCAGGGGCAUCUCGGUCGUCAUCUGGACUAGAGCAAGGUCUUGUACCCGUCAAAGGUGGAAGCGCGCCGACAGGCAAGAGAAAACGCGGCCGGCCUCCAAAUGCUGUGAUCAAUGGAACAUCGCAACGAAGAGGUAGCCUUCACUCAAAGAACUCUAUCACUACGGACAGUCCACGUAGUGAGAGCACCAAAAAUUCGGAUAGCGGUAGCGCUACGGAAGAAGACACGUGCUUUACCCUUCGUUUGGUGUUGCCCUGUUCGGCGUGCGGAGAAUCAUCAGUGGAUGGGUCACAGCACGAGUCUUCACCAUCUAUUGUGGUAGUUUGCUGCGAGUGUCGUAAGGGCUUCCAUCAAACAUGUCACUUACCACGGAUUCCCCAAGUAUUCAUUGACGACUCGAGCCGGCUUUGGAGGUGUAGGAGUUGUGUGCCUCAAGGAUCCGUCAGGAAAAGUGCUAAGAAUUUUCGGGCAAUCACUCGUGCUUUGUAUCAGACUAGUCUGCCGUACUCGCCUUCGAAGUUAGGUUGGGAUCCCGAACAUACUCACAACACAAAUAAUCGAUAUUGCUACUGCGGGAAAGACGGCGUAUGGAAAGAGAAGAUGCUCCAAUGCAGAACUUGCCUUCAAUGGUUUCACCAAGAGUGUGUUCGGUGCCUUGAGUGGCCACUGCUGCGCGGUGAUCUCUUCUAUAACUAUCGUUGCUCGAUCUGUACUCGUGGGCCCGAGUACUUACGACGACUGAGACUCUCCUGGGUAGACGUUGCGGAUCUACUCAUGUACCAGCUUCACCUUACUCAGCCAAACAAGGAGUUCUUUCAAACGCGGUCCGAAAUUUUUCCAUAUCUCGAUUCAAUAUGGAGUUUACUGCAGGUCCCUCAUGAGUUAGAUGCGUGCAGUACGGAGGAACGCCAUAGUCACGUGCUUUACUGUCUUCGUCACGUCCGCCAGAGGUUUCGUCCCGUGGCAUUAGGAAACGGUGAAGGUCAUGGUGGACCGGCGUUUGCAUUAAUUGACCCGCAAAGAUUGCCCUCGUUAUCCGCACAACAUUGGCAGGUCAUCCGGCAAAGUUUACGCUAUAGUCAACCUUCAGUGUUGGACAAAAGUGGGUCACCAUCACGAGGGGCUCGCUCCGGACGUUCAUCUCAAAUGGAUGAUGAGAUCUCGCUUUCGUCGACAAUCACUUCGUCUUCAGCUACAUCGAUUGCUUCCAAAACAAACUUUGAUGAUCUCUUCGAUAGCCUCACAAGACCGCAACAACGUGAAAGCCAAGAGCAGCAACAAGCGACACAAACGCACCAAACAUUAAAACAUGAAGACGAUAACGACGGCGAUGAUGAUGAACGCGAUGAGGACGAGGAUGAACCUGAUGAGGAUAGGCGACGCUGCGCGCGAAAUAACACGUCUGUUACCCUAGGUGGCGACGACAAUGAUGAUGACGAUGAUUACUAUUCUGACGCUAAUGAACCUGAUCAUUCAGCUGUCAAUCUGGAGCACUGCCAAACGGAGGCGAAUAAUCUAAAACGAGAAAUGAUACUACCUGCAGAGGACUAUGAAUGUCGUAGCAGGAUGGUGGAUGUUCAGAGAGAAAUGGGUGAUAGCGGUGAUCAGCCUGAAGAAGCUGAGGGGCUUGACGACGAGCCGAUUCGGAAUAAGCUCCGGCCACGAACUGCAGUACAAGAACAGAAGAAAAAGCGAAAACGACGGGGGAAAAAAUUACAAACUGGGCCAGAUGAGAUAACUCCAGAAUUGUUGGACGAGAAGGUGGAAGAGCUGGUAGUAACGGCCUCUCUAGCGCGGAUACCUAUACCUGAAAGUUUCUCAGGCAUAAAUAAUCCUUUUUAUGAAGAUCCUGGAGGAACGUCGAGUCUUGGGUCUUUUGGUUUGCUUCACACUGAGCCCGGUCCUAGAACAACGGUCAAAAAAAGGGUGCUACAAGCAAGAGAUCUGGUGAUCACCAAGGAUGGAAAAAUUCGCUGCAAACGUCUCCGACGUAGACAUUCAGCAAAACUGGCGCUCCUGAAUGCUUCAGCGGCUGUCGCCGAUAUAAGCGAAUCGUCGAAUUCAAACUCAAUAUCAAAUCCGUCUCUUAAUAUGGAAGCAUCAGCACUGAACUCUGGGCCAGACACGACAAUCGUACUUGAGACAGAAGCUGGGAACGUCGAAGAGAUGACGAGCGUGUUCGCUUUCAAAAGCUCUAUGGAACAACAACGGGAAACACCGACCAGAAGCAGUGGAAGGUCUGCUGCAUUAAGUGAAACAGGAAGAAGUAUUACAAUGGAUAUGUACGAAGGCGAAGCUGAUGGUGAGAAUGAACACUGCCGAAGAGUGGUUGCUUUUGCGGGGGACACAAGUCUUAUAAAAAUAGCAUUUGGCGAAGCGGUCCUUGCCUCUCGGGUGUUGAGGGGUGGCGUAAUGGAGUUGCUCCUAAGACGAUGAAGCUGAAGAAUAUAAUUGUGCCGACUAAAUAGCUGUUAAUGGGAUGGUGUUGAGUACCUGCAUGGGCAGAAGCAAGGCCCAGAGUAUCGAUUUCUCUAAGAGACCAGGCGCCAAAGUGGUAACAUGGUACAGCAUUUUUGCUGACGUAAGUCUAAAGUAGUAAUUAAAGGCGUAAAGUCAGACAAGCGCAGGUUAAGGCAAUGAGUAACAAUUUUAGUGGAAAAUAAUCUAAACAGUUUCUCUACGUUAGGCGCGACUAAUGAACAUAAUUGUUUGGUUUCCUAUAACUUCGAGAUUAGGCUAACUAACUGGGUUAUAUAUAGUCGCUCAAGUGGGUCCGGGUUAUCAAAUAUAUUGAAGAAACCGAAAUUUUGGCUUCUAUCAACAGCAAAAUCGGGCAGAAAACUCGGGAGUGUUCUCGUUGUACCCAAACAAGGUCAAAUGACUAAUGCAAAGACAAUGCAAUUUAAAAUAUCCCUUCAAGUACUUUAUUUGGUACUCUUUCUAUCAAGAUAUUUUGUCCAGGUUUCGCAUUUUGAUCCCAAUCUCUUCAAUAUUUAAUUAAUGGAAAAACGAUAUUACUCAAAGAGUAACUCAUAUUGAAACUGUCGAUCGUCAACAAUCCUGUUACGAACGUAAUACAUAAAAAGUUUACUUUAGCACCAUGGGACAACAAAGUCAUAUGAAUACUGCGUAUUGAUAGAUCUUUUGAACAUCGUCUCCAAAUGCAUUAACUUUAUACGAGAUGGCUUACCACUAGCACGAAACAAGCGCACCUAUUGCAAGACAUUUUAUAUGUAUGUUGCAAAGUCCUGUUAGUAAAUCCGUUGCACCAAACACUAAAUCGUCGCGAAGUGUGGUUCUAGUUAAAGCCAUGGAACUACAGCCUCUUUCUUUGUACCUCUGGCCUAUUGUGGCCCAGCAACCAUAUUGGCUAUAUUUUCUUUCCGCAAAUUUUUGCCUAAGGUGCUGCUAACAAUACCACCACAAUCCCGGCAACCAUGGGAAGGAACACAGCAUACUGUCUAUGCUCAAAUGUACCUAAUGUGAACUAUAAUAGCUGUCUACUGGAUAUUUCGGCUGAAUUUGGUUGAGCCAAGUUGUCCCCGAGAAUAAUACCUAACCGACUGCCUAGACGAAUUUAAUUAAUUCCGCAAAUGGGUUGUGAGCGUACCUCAAAGUGCACUCACUUUUUCCUGAAACGAUCAGCUGGAUACAAUGACAAAAAAAAAAUGAGAAUGUAUUCCGUAAGCUGCCUCGCAUACCUUGCUUGUUGUGUACGAGGAACAUAAGCGCAACCAAUGUCUGUUGGAUAUAUAGCAGCACAAUAUUGACUGAUAGCCUGAAUCGCUGCCACAACUUAUCGAGAUUAUCGACAUCUUAUUGAAUCACAAACAUUUAUAAAUGUAUGUAUCUAUAUGGAUAAUAUAGACUAAGUGGCAAUUCAAACUAGAAAUAUAUUUAGAACAGAGUGAAUAGGGUGCCGUAACCCCUGUGCUGUCUUGCUUAUAAUGAUGAUAUAACUAUAAGAUGAAACAGAUUUAAAACAAUAUAAACUACAAGUGUUUUUUGUUGGGCAAAAAGAAGUCUUGUGUGGCUUAGAGAUCACGAAGAGCAGCAUAUUUACGCGGACUAUAUUAUUAUAUUAUACAUGAGGGUCAAAUGCAACGUAAUUAUUUAGUACUUUUAAACUGAAUCGCGCCAAUCACUGACAAUUUGUGAUCUCAGUGAAGUUGCGCUCAAGAAAAGUACGCGAAUAAAGCAGAGCCUAACGUGCUGUAUUUAUUUGUAAAAUUUUACAUAAAUAUAUAUAAAGUUUAUGAUGCAAUCCACGUAUUAGUAUAAUCAUUUUUAUGAACAACACUGCCAUUCCGCAUUGUAUGCGACGACAACAACUACAACAACAACAAGCAGACUAUAAAGGAAACAUUGUCUACGAUGCUUAGAUCAGCCUGAGGUAGUCGAGAAGGUAGCAACGUGGACACUUACUCAACUAUAUAUGAUGUAUGUACAAUGAACAAGUCUUACAGAGCACAUGAAUGAAAACGGGGGAGGGCAGAAAAAUAUAGGAAUGUUAACAUUACCUGUAUGAUAAAUGAACAACAUGUAUUAAAUAAUAAUAUUGAGUUACGUGUGCGUGCAUGUUCGCGUAUACGUCUGCGCUGCUUAUUGGAUGUGUAUGUACGUAUCUUGAUGCAUUUUCAAAAUGUCGAAAAGUCGUCGGCACCAUCCAAGUUUUUUGACAAUAAGAAUACGUUACAGUGUUUACUGUGGCGCGAUUCUACUUUUUUCAUUCAAAAGCUGAUCGAAUAUAGAUUGAAAAUAGUUUCACAUUAAAGGUAAUUUUUGACCAACUGAAAACAUUUACACGAAGUAGUGAUUGAUUUUAAAUAAUAGAGUUAAGGGUCUUGUUCAAUGUGUAAAUCAAGCGAAACUAACGUUAUUACUUGACCUUCCGCAAACAGUGAAACGAAGUGGAGUCUAGUUGCCCAUAGCUGCAUACCGUACUAAUGUAGCUAUAAUUUGAACUACAUUGUAGCAGGUCUAGGCGGGCGUUACAUAAGUACAUGCACGUGUAUUAUUAUCAUUAUUAUUAUUAGAAACCAAUCUGUUGAUGAUUAAAGGAACGGCUUUUAACGAUUUGAAAGUUAAGAGUUUUUGCUGGAGUUUACUAACCACGUAUUCGUCCUGAUCAUGUGUGUUUAUGUAAAUACUGAAACAGAUGAAAAUAUCCAGUAUAAAUAUUAAUUACACAAAUAUAAAUAUCUAAAAAUAUGUAAUAGUAGUAUGAAAUGAUUGGUCGAAAUGAAUGAAUAAAUAAAUGAUUGAAGAAGAACCUCUCAAUGAUGAAAUAUCGACGACAUGAGCUAGAAAACAAAAUGAAAAAUGUGUCUCGCCCCCUCUCAUUUUGAACAGAUAAGAAGUUUCGUUCUGUGAUCUCCGCUGAAGCGGUUCUAUAAAUUCACUUCCCUACAAUAGAUACUCCCCGAAUAUUGAAUAUUUUCCUGUGACCCAAACAUACUUUUUUGUAUUCCAGUUAUUCUUUCUCCGGUUAUAGAGACGGAACAACUUUGUAUCAAAUAAAUUGAACGCGUUUUAGUUUUUCAAACUGUGUGAAAUACUGCUCCGAUUAUUGACUUGACCUCGACCUAAAUCUGCUACAGUUGACAUUUUUCUUAUACAUGAAAAAGAAAUUUUGACGACAGUUUAUGGCAUUUAGAAUGAUGGGAAAAAGUUGAUGAGACUGCAACAUGUUGCUGUGUACGAGUAGACGUUGACAGUGUGUGUAUGAGCUACGUAAUAUAACUAGUGUAAAAAAAAAACUGGGAACUGAUGUUUUGUACGACAAUAAAAAUGGCUGGUAUAAGUUUA
Messenger RNA from Varroa destructor (honeybee mite), 7679 nucleotides. RefSeq names its product polycomb protein Pcl (gene Pcl). Lineage: Eukaryota; Metazoa; Arthropoda; Arachnida; Mesostigmata; Varroidae. The record is from RefSeq and is a predicted model, not a curated record.